GACGCGUCUGAGGAGAGGCCGUCUCCCGAUUCCGUGAGGAGGAGGAGGAGGAGGAAACCUGGGCCCUCCCACCUCAAAGUAGUGUUGGCUGAGGGGAGAACUCUGCCCAAAGUCUGGACAAAGCAAGCACGAAGAAAGCAAAGAAGUAGGGUAUAAACAAGGUCACUCACGUGAGAGAUGGAGCAGCAGCCAGAGAGGAUGAAAACCUUGGCUUUCCUGGCCGACUUGGGCAAACCUACUCUUCGGGGCAUCAAGAAGUGCCCCAAGUGUGGCACCAUCAAUGGCACUCGUGGACUGAGCUGCAAGAACAAAAGCUGCGGUGCUGUCUUCAGAGAUGGCGUGCGGAAGCAGCAACCCAGCAUUGACGCCGUUCGCAUAGUCACCGGAUCUGCUUCGCAGGUUUACUCAGUGAGGCUUCGCGACCGAGGACCUGAUUACCGGGGCUUUGUGGAACUUGGCACGACGGAGGCAAUUCAGACAGUCGACGGCACCAUCAUCACGCACGUGACCGGCCGCUGCCUAGUACCCACCUGCUUCAAAGCCUCCUCGCAGGAGGUCUCUGAGAAUCAGUGCCAGCACAUAAAGCUCGCCAUGGAGUGCCAUGUGGAAGCCACUCCGCACACUCUGAAGAGCUCCGUGCUGAACUCCCUCCAGGUGGCCGCUGAGACCAAGCAGGCCAUCUGGAGCCUGGCGACUGAAUCGAGCGGACCCCUGGUGCAGAGGAUCACCAGGAGCAUCAUGGUGGUGAAGUGCAAAGCCAGCCCCAAGCACACUUUGGGUUUCCUGCACGUUUCAUUCCACGAGAAGGCUCGGAUGAAGGGCGUGACCGAGCGCAAGUUCUACUGCUCCUGCCAGGCUUUCAAAGCCAGCAAAUCGAGCGCCAACAAAGAGGAGCCAGCGAAACGAUGCAUUCACUUCUAUGCAUGUGUCUGUGCCUUUGUCAGCGAUGAGAAGCUGGGGAAAGAAUUUUCCUACUUCAUCAACUUUGAAUCUGUCAGUAGGUGCAGGAGUUCCGGGCUUCAGGCAAGUUCUGAGACACAGUUGCUGGCACUUUACCCUCAGGAGCACACCUCCCAAGCUGCAUCAAGUGCAGUUUCGAAAGCAAAGAAGAAGAAAAAAGAAGACCUAGCUGUGAGUCAACCCAUCGAUGAAUCCCAGGUUACACUGACAUUUCAAGAUUGGCUCGCUAGUGUUACGGAGCGCAUCAAUCAAACGAUGCAUUACCAGUUCGACGGGAAGCCUGAACCACUGGUGUUCCAUGUUCCUCAGAUGUUUUUCGAUGCCCUGCAGCAGAGGAUUUCGAUGGGAAGCAAAAAGAAACGCCUUCCCAACUCCACCACAGGAUUCGUUCGGAAGGAUGCCGUGCCUCUGGGGACAUUCUCCAAAUACACUUGGCAGAUCACAAACAUUCUUCAGGUCAAGCAGAUAUUUGAUACCCCAGAGAUGCCCCUGGAGGUCACUCGCAGUUUUGUUGAAAACCGCGACGGCACCUACGAGCUGUUUAAGUGUCCGAAGGUGCAGGUAGAGAGCAUUGCCGAGGCCUAUGGCCGAGUGGAGAAACAGCCAAGCAUUCGACCGCUGGAACUCAAGACUUUCCUGAGAGUCGGCAACAUGUCCCCUGAGCAGAAGGAACCCACUCCGUUUAUUAUCGAAUGGAUCCCAGAUAUUCUGCCCAAAUUGAAGAUCGGGGAAAUGAGAAUUAAGCUGGAGUAUGGUCAUCACCGGAACGGACAUGUUGAGUACAGAGAACAGCAGCCACCUUCAGAACAAAGCCUCGAGCUGAGCCCUUCCCUCGCCACCAUUAACAUCCACUGAAAUCAGGGAGUCGCUCGGCCAUCGCCGUCGCCUCUUGUGUUUUGGGAGGCAGGUAAGAGAAAGAAAAUCCCAAACACUGGUCUCAGGGGACGCAAAAGGAACUCCGGAAUCGAGCUUGAAGUUUGAUGAAGAUCUCAAGUUGAAACUGUGUGAGUUUGAAGGCUUGGUCUCCUCUGAAUGAGGACCAGGUUGUAUUUAAUGGCACUUAAUAUGUUUGACUCUUCAACCUGCAAUCCAAAGCACUCAUUUCUUUAGACGUUGAAACUGCAUCGAAGUAAUUUAAAUCUCCUUGUGGUGAGCAUCAGCUCCGUUUUGAUUUCCUUCCUCUCCAGUGUAGGAAGUUGCUGAUAUAUCAUGCAAAUACUAAACAACACUCACCCACAGGAGGUCCAUUUGACCUGGGUCUGCUGCUUCUACCUGGGUUGAUUCCUUUCUGUUGUCGGGGAUAUUGACUCAAGUUUGUGUUGCAGUAUGUCUCAAAAAAAAACAAAAGUCAGAGAUGUGCUGUGGUAUCUACAGAAAUGCUACACUUGUUUUCUCCAUGUCCUGAGAGUCUGUCAACACUGGAGACACUUGUGUCAGACUCUCUCAGGACGAGCAAUCACCUGACACCUUCUGAGGUGGCAUUUUGGAAAGUAUCACUGGCAGCAGAUAAGGGCCCAUUCAAAAUGCAAAAGCUGUGGAGAACAGUCAAAAUGAAAAAGUUUAUCCUUGCAGAACACAUAACAGUGAUCACAAAAAAAACUGCAAAAAUGAAUUCAAAACAACAACAGUUUUUGACAUUUUUCAUGAUUCCAUACAGUGUGCCUGACCAACAGAUCUGAAUAACAAUCUGUACUUAUAGUAUAGCACCUCAUCAUGCCCCAACACGCUUCACAACUUAUUAUUUUUCAAGUGCAGGAGACCAAAGCAACAAAGUUCCAGCAGUAGCAAUGGAGAUAAUUUUUUUUAAUUUCACUGAUGGUGUUGCUGAAGGUGAAACAUGGAACUGAGAUCACCUGCUGCUCUUAGAAUGCACUAUUCAAUCAGACGCAUCUGAAAACGCAUCUGGAAUCUUGGUUUCACACCUCAAGACAGCAGGUCUGAAUGUGCAGCAUUUCUCCAGUACUGCAUUGUGGUGUCCGCCUAGCUCAUUUGCUGAGGUCCUAUAAUGGCCUUGAACCUCUAACGUUCUAAGACAGAGCUGAGAAGAGGAAAAAUACUCCUUCUUUUCUGUUGAAUAUUUUCCUCUCUCAGUUGUUCUCCACACCUGUGGAUCUGUAAGUUGCAUUCUCAGAGUACUUCUCAGGAUCUCCUAAAGCCUAAUGUCGUCAACGAGGUGUUUUUGAAGUUAGUCCUGGUUAUACGAUAGAGCAAUGCAGCAACCAUUUCAGCAUAGUGCUGUCCAGAAACACCAGUCAGAACUGAAGACCAGUGAUAUCAGACAUGAAACAUUAACCAUUUUUUUUCCUUCCACAGAUGCUGCCAGACCUUCUGAGUUUCUCCUGCACUGUCUGUUAGUAUUCCUCUCGAAUAAAUCCUGUCUGUAUCAGCAGUUUUCACUCUGGUGAAUAAUUGAUUGUGUCUGUGUGCAUCCUCCGUACCAUUUGAGUAUUGAAUACUGUUGGCCCAAAUUGGCACUUCAGCAUUGCCAGUCACUGACCUCUGUGAAUGAGAGAGGAACAACUAUCAAUAAUCUGGAGGCAAGAAUCAGACCUGUGACAGCAUGAGGCUCGAGAGAGAGAGAGAGAGAAAGCAGCAAAGUGACCAUGAUGGGUGUCUGCAGUUCAUCAUGCACAUUGCAGCCACAGGCAAUGCUCGAUAUUGAAUCUCGGGACAGGGGCACUAAGCACGUGACUGGCUCUGACUUGUGUGCAUGUUGAGUACUCAGAGAUCUUUGCACUGCAUUCACUUCAAAUUACACCCAGUCGUCAGCUCAGUGCUGUUAUUUUUUUUACCCUACCACCUAACGGAGGUAGUGCUUAUUUAUUUUCCCCAGCAUCCAUGUUGUGUGUGUGCAGCUGUGAGACACAAGGUGCAUGAGUCUUUAUUCGGUUUCCAGCACCAGGAAGAAAGGAAACACCCGAGUGGCCAGUGACAAACAGUGCCCUUCACAUCAAAGGGCAAUGCUGUGUGAUGAAACAGUGAAGGGGAGGGCAGGGAUUAAGUCAAAAUAGUGUUGGAGGGGGAAAUAAUGCACCCCACUCCCUGGGACGCCCACCUCUCCCUGAACAACUCCAGGAUGUUGGUGGACGCCAGUGGUGGUGUUAUUGCUGCAUUUGGUAUAUUACAAAUAAAAGACUUGCACUUUAUUUGCCCAUUAAAGCACAAAAUUGUGAGACUUUACAGAGAAGGCAAUUGUGGCUGUGAAAUUUUAUUUACGCACCCAUCGGAUGUGGGCUUGUCUGGUGAGGCCCGCAUCUAUUGCGCAGCCUGACCUGCCUGGUGUCACAUAGCGGUGAGACUGGGUAAGGAUAAUAGAUUGCUGAUGCACAUUUGUGAACCAGAUGGGUUUUGAAUGACAAUUGACAGUGGCUGUCCACUCUUCCACCAGAUGUUUAAUUCCAGAAUUUUGUAAAAAUUGAAUUACAUUUUACCACCUGCCAGCGUGGUUUUGAACCUCAGAACAUGAGCCUGAGGUUCUGGAUUGUUAAGGCUUGUGACAUUACCCCUGCCUUCCCACUCGGGUUCCAGCCUGCUCCCUGCCAACUGCCUUCCAUCUGGGUCAGCCUGUUCUGAAAUUAGAAGUUGUGUUCGGUUUCCAGUCACAUCUCCCUUCCAUCUCAAAGAUCAUUUCUGGAGCACCAACCAACUGCGUCCCUGCCUCAGUCAGUCUGCUGUAGAAACCUUCACCUUGUGCCUUUGUUACGUCUGGACCUGACGAUCCUCGUACUCUCCCGGCUGGCAUGCCACCUCGGGUCCUUUGCAAAGCGGAGGUCAUUCAAAACUCUGCUGCCUGCAUCCUGGUCCUCAGCAAGUCACUCAUCUGAAAUCAAAAUGUUACAUAAACCAAGGGGAGGAAGGGAGGACAUACAAAAAUGCUGUGAAUAGGAAGAUCUGGUGGUGCCCAGGAAGAGAAGCAGGGUUGGGCACAGACCUGGAUGCCCACUCCCCAAGGAAGCUGCCAGACGUGACGUUUCUUUUGAUUUUGCACCAAGUGCGACUGUGUCUCCUCCUCUGAGAUGUUCUUUAAAUCCUGCUUCUUUGACCGUCUUUAAUAUCUCUUGAGCGUGGCUUGAUGUCGAA
Molecule: messenger RNA, 5040 nt
Organism: Hemiscyllium ocellatum (epaulette shark)
Lineage: Eukaryota; Metazoa; Chordata; Chondrichthyes; Orectolobiformes; Hemiscylliidae
Gene: c48h2orf42
Product: chromosome 48 C2orf42 homolog
Exons: 9
Coding region: 178-1815 (545 amino acids)
Cellular component (GO): nucleus
Source: RefSeq, a predicted model, not a curated record